AUGGCUCCCUCAGUCGAAGACAUCCUCAACAAGGUCCCUUACGACCCGGAAGGGGUGCAAAGAGUCGCCCACCGUCGAGUCAAGAAUCCAAUUGAAAUCGUCGAACCAGAUCCGUCCUGGCCCAAGACUUUCGAGCUCCUCAAAACCCGUAUCAUCUCCGCUCUAGGCCCAACAGCCGUCUCGCUAGAGCACGUCGGCUCGACCAGCGUGCCGGGCCUGCCAGCCAAGCCCAUCAUCGACAUGGACCUCAUAGUUGAGGACGUGCUUGACGAGGCCGCGUACGUGCCGCAGCUUGAGGCGGCAGGGUUCCACUUCCUCUUACGCGAGCCGGGAUGGCAUCAACAUCGGUUCUUUUGCGGGUAUGAGCCUUCAGCGAACCUACACGUCUGGGGGCAGGACUGUUCCGAGGCCGCGCGGCACAAGAUCUUUCGAGACUGGCUGUCAAAGACACCGGCUGACAGGGAGCUGUACGCCACGAUGAAGAGAGAGGCAUCGGCGGCAUCUCGUAAAGCUAACGAGUCAAUGGAUGAAUACACUGAGCGAAAGAACGACUGCGUUCGACAGAUUCUAGAGAGAGCAUAUCGAGAUCUGGGCUAUAUUCAGUAG
This is a messenger RNA of Trichoderma virens Gv29-8, 606 nucleotides long. RefSeq lists its product as uncharacterized. The record is from RefSeq and is a predicted model, not a curated record. NCBI's taxonomy places the organism in Eukaryota, Fungi, Ascomycota, Sordariomycetes, Hypocreales, Hypocreaceae. The coding region runs from base 1 to 606 and encodes 201 amino acids. The transcript has a single exon.